Messenger RNA from Aspergillus uvarum CBS 121591, 380 nucleotides. RefSeq lists its product as uncharacterized. The record is from RefSeq and is a predicted model, not a curated record. Lineage: Eukaryota; Fungi; Ascomycota; Eurotiomycetes; Eurotiales; Aspergillaceae. The transcript has a single exon. The coding region runs from base 19 to 285 and encodes 88 amino acids.
CCCAUAUCCCUGCUGAUGAUGCGGACCCUCAAGCAGACGAAGUGUCUCCUCCACCACCAAAAGCUCCCGCUCAAUCACCUCCGCCCAAUUCUGCACGUCGCCGAUCUCCUUCAGGGCGUCGCGCGCCGCGUCCGCCGUCUUAGUGAGCUGGGCGUUCUGCUUGGCCAGCGCGGCCGUCGCCCCCGCCAGCGCGUGCUCCUGGCGCUCGAGGGCGGAGGCGUUGUCGUGCAGGAUCCGGGCGCGCUCGCGGAGGUGCGUUUCGUGCGUUUGGGCCGUGCUGCGUAGGGUAGCUGUGAAUGCGGUGCGGGCUUCGACUGCUUGGGUUGUUGUUGUUGUUGUUGUUGAGGUUGAGGUUGAGGGGGGGGGAUGGGGGGGGAUGG